Molecule: messenger RNA, 3095 nt
Organism: Tripterygium wilfordii
Lineage: Eukaryota; Viridiplantae; Streptophyta; Magnoliopsida; Celastrales; Celastraceae
Product: LRR receptor-like serine/threonine-protein kinase GSO2
Exons: 4
Coding region: 106-2136 (676 amino acids)
Biological process (GO): protein phosphorylation
Cellular component (GO): membrane
Molecular function (GO): ATP binding; protein kinase activity; protein binding
Source: RefSeq, a predicted model, not a curated record
GUAAAAACAGAGAUUCACAACUUUUCAACCUUCAUAGCCACCACCAACAAUCCACUUUUCCCCCUCAGUUUGCCACCUUUUCCGUUACUUUCUCUCGAACCAAACAUGCUCAUCCUCCUCUGCCUCCUUGCAUUCCGCUUCUUCUCUCCUUCUCUGGCCACACCCACCACCGAACUCGACCUCCUGAUGCAAAUAAAGGUCUCUCUGGACCCUCGUGACCGGUUCCUGACCUCAUGGAGUUUCGACUCGGACCCGUGCAGCGGGUCCUUUGAUGGCGUAGCAUGCAACGAGUUCGGAAAUGUGGCUAACAUUUCGCUUCAAGGGAAAGGUCUCUCCGGGAGGUUGCCGGCUGCUCUCGGUGGGCUCCGGAACUUGACUGGAUUGUACCUGCAUUUCAACACUUUGAAUGGAGAGAUACCGGCGGAGCUUGCCCAGCUAAGCCAGCUUAGCGACUUGUACCUGAAUAUGAAUAAUCUCUCCGGAAAAAUCCCUCCCCAGAUUGGCAACAUGCCCAAUCUUCAAGUUCUGCAGCUGUGUUACAAUAAGUUGACUGGGAGCAUACCUACGCAGUUGGGGUCUCUCAAUACGCUUAGUGUUCUUACUCUUCAGUCCAAUCAACUAACUGGUGCAAUUCCUGCUAGUUUGGGGAAUCUUGAGACACUAACAAGGCUUGAUUUGAGCUUUAAUAACCUGUUUGGUUCAGUUCCUCUAAAAUUAGCUGCUACACCUCUGCUGGAAGUUUUAGACAUCCGUAACAACACCCUUUCCGGCAAUGUGCCUCUAGCACUGAAGAGACUAAAUAGUGGAUUCCAAUAUGGAAAUAACACAGGCUUAUGCGGUGCUGGGUUUCCGCACUUGAAUGUUUGCACAGCUUCUAGUUCACAUGAUCCAUACAAACCUGAACCUUUAAAACCUAAUGGUAAUUUGACAAGGGAUAUUCCAGAGCCGGUGAAUUUACCAUCAAAUUGUACUGAAGCCCAAUGCUCGAAUCCCUCCAAAUACCCUAGGGUUUGUGUCAUAUCUGGUGUAGUUGGAAUUUUCAUUAUAUUGACUGUCACCGGCAUUUUUGCAUUCUCAUGGCACCGUCGCCAGAAACAGAAAAUCGGAAGUGCUUUCGACUCUUCUGAAGCCCGCCGGCUUAGUACUAACCAGGCGAAGGAGGUUUGUAGAAAGAGUGCCUCACCACUUAUCAGCCUGGAGUACUCCAAUGGUUGGGACCCAUUGGCCAAAGGUCAGUGCGGAAAUGGGUUUUCUCAAGAAGUUCUCGAGGGGUUUAUGUUCAAUUUAGAAGAGGUAGAGCGUGCAACUCAGUGCUUCUCGGAGGUGAAUCUGUUGGGGAAGAGUAAUUUCUCUGCUACUUACAAGGGAAUCCUUAGGGAUGGUUCUGUAGUUGCUAUAAAAUGCAUUGCAAAGACAAGUUGCAAGUCUGAUGAAGCUGAGUUCUUGAAGGGUUUGAAGAUAUUGAUCUCGCUCAAACAUGAAAAUCUGGUGAGGUUGAGAGGGAUUUGCUGCUCCAAAGGCAGGGGGGAGUGUUUCCUAAUCUAUGAUUUUGCUCCAAAUGGGAACCUUCUGCAGUAUCUUGAUGUGAAGGAGGGCAGUGGCAAAGUUCUUGAUUGGUCAACUAGAAAAUCUAUCAUAAAUGGCAUUGCCAGAGGUAUUGGGUAUUUACAUGGGAAUAAAGGAAGCAAAUCUUCUGUAGUUCACCAGAAUAUAUCAGCUGAGAAGGUGUUCAUGGAUGGACAAUAUAAUCCAUUGCUUUCAGAAUCAGGCCUGCACAAACUCCUUGCAGAUGACAUUGUCUUCUCCAAUCUCAAAACCAGUGCUGCAAUGGGAUACCUGGCUCCUGAGUACACAACCACUGGCCGAUUCACCGAAAAGAGCGAUGUAUAUGCCUUUGGAAUGCUCAUAUUUCAGAUCCUCGGGGGCAAACGACAGAUCACCCAGCUGACUCGCCAUGCAACCGAGUCGAGCAAGUUUGAAGAUUUCAUUGAUCAAAAUCUUGGAGGAAAGUUCCCAGAAUCUGAGGCAGCAGGACUUGGAAGAGUUGCUAUCAUCUGCACCCAUGACUCUCCAAACUCCAGGCCUUCCUUGGCAAUUGUGAUGCAAGAACUGAGUGGACUUUCGGGCAAUUCAUAACUUUCAUAUGGAAUCUUUUGAGUCUUCCCUCAAUUUUCAAAUGACAAGUGAUCAGACAAGUUCAUGACACAAGUUCAUGACUAACUCCUUGAUCGAGGACUGAUAGUCGUUGGAUCUGCCACAUAAGCGGGUUGAUUGUCCUAAACAUUGAAAUUCUGUCUAAGUUGCUUAUUUGGCACAAUUUUGAAUUUUAAGAAACUAAAUUGAUUUAUUGGAACAUUUUGGUCGUCAGUGUACUAAUUGAAAGAUAGACUAUAUUACUAUUUCGGUGAUUAAAUGUGAUAUUAACCCAUCUAAGAUGUUUGACUAGUUGUCCCCAUGUGUGGGUGUUAAUUUAGUGGACCCCCAACAAGAAACAAAGUAGGUGAGGAAAAGUUUGUAUAAGGACAUGAAUACAUAUGAUAAGGUUACACAACCACCACUUAUUCUCUCCAAAUUUUCCUUUCACACUCUCGCCAGAAAAUGAAGGCCAAAUCCAAGCUCAAUGAUGAGUUCAAUUCCUUCUGGAAUUGGAGACCAGACGAGGACGACAAGAAACGGAACAAUAGAACCCGGUUCCAGGUAACAGAGGAAUUGGUUUUGGAGCCUGGAUUUGGAGUCGGACUCGGGUGCGGGGUUGGGAUGGGCCUUGCACUGGUCGGAGGAGUCGGGCUUGGUGGCUCUCCAUGGAACCAUCUCAAGCUAGCUUUUGGGUUGGGCGUCGGUUGUGGGCUUGGUGUCGGGUUCGGGUUUGGGCAAGGACUUGGUUAUGGUUCUAGUUUGGAUACAUUCACGUCCAACCUUUCCAAGAAGAAAACUGAUUUAGACAAAAGGUUUGUGCUUCACAUUUGAGAGCAAGAGUUGAUGUAUUUUGGUUUCCUUACUAUCUUCUUUUCCAUUGAUGGAUUUUGGCACUCAUUUUUUUUAGUGAGAUCAUUUUCAUCAAUAAAAAAUUGUACUCCCCGGAUGAAUUCUCAAUC